UUCGCCAUAGCAGGUGUACGUAAACGCAUCUUUGCGGCAGCAUUCGUUCCGUAUUUGUUCACCUGAUUAAACGUCGUCGCAGGUAUAAUGUUAUUCAAUUACAAAUUAAGGUGGGAGAUUUCAAUAGUAGUGAAAGCCUAGAACUUCUUAUCAUUACACCUUCGGCUCAUGGUCACUUCACCGCAUUCAGUUUAGUAGUGUGCAAGUUUCGUGAAUGAGUGAAAUGGAGAAGUACUUCUUCAACAAAAUCGACAACAUCCAUCCCUUCGAGGAGAAGAAUUUUUCGGUGUUACUUUCGACGGAAGUUGAUAAAGUGAUUGCUGCACAAACCGAUCCAGAUUACGAACAAUUUUUGGCGGACGUUUGGGUUGGAAUUAUCCUUACGUUGAUCGUCCUCAGCUGCGUUUGCUGCAUGUGCUCCUGCCUGCUGUACCACAAAUUCCAGCAGUGGAAAAGGCACAUUUUACAAGCCCGCAACGCCAACGUCGAAAAUGGUAACGGUGAAUUGGAAUCGUUACCAAGCUACACCAUAGUUUCCGGUCUUCCAAGCUACGCCGAGGCGCUCGAGCAGCUCAAGAAAGUUAAGGAGCAGAGCGCCCCGAGGAUCGACGGCGCCGGCCCAUGGACGCCGCACACUCCGCCGACCCCAUCCCCAAUGUCCAGGCUAUCCGUAGCCGAACUGUUUCAAAUAUACAAGACUCCCAACUUGAAUUUGGCAGUCAAAAAUUAAAGAAUCGGAAACAAAUAACGAUGUGCCAAAGUUCUGCAAUGCAUCGGGCAUCAAACGAAGUACAAAGGUUUCAACAUGUGCCUAUUAGGUAAUUAAUUAAGGACAAAAUGGCUGUGCUAGGUAAUUCUUUUUCUAACGAGUAGCGGGUACGAAGAUAGAACUGAUCGAUUUAUUUGAGUUUGUGAUAAUUUAACUGCGUGUAUGACGCUGGUCGUUUAUAACUCCUUAGAUAUAAUGCAUUAAAAAAUGUUAAUAUUUAUUUUCAAAUAAAUGAAAGUUUUUUUUGUA
Molecule: messenger RNA, 1018 nt
Organism: Photinus pyralis (common eastern firefly)
Lineage: Eukaryota; Metazoa; Arthropoda; Insecta; Coleoptera; Lampyridae
Product: protein commissureless 2 homolog
Exons: 2
Coding region: 215-730 (171 amino acids)
Biological process (GO): axon guidance
Source: RefSeq, a predicted model, not a curated record